Molecule: messenger RNA, 2744 nt
Organism: Coccinella septempunctata (seven-spotted ladybird)
Lineage: Eukaryota; Metazoa; Arthropoda; Insecta; Coleoptera; Coccinellidae
Exons: 2
Coding region: 502-2244 (580 amino acids)
Source: RefSeq, a predicted model, not a curated record
AAGACCCAAGUCCCUCCACACUCUCCCAAUGCAUUUCCAAUCUGUGUGCCGUCUCUCCGCAGCCAUUCACUUGUCUCUCCUCGCCACAACCUACUUCGGGAAUCCUUUACAUUUCAUUACAAGUUAGUAUCAGACAGGUGCUCCGGUUGAGGUGUACAAGAGAAGCGUUGCUCGAUCUACCACCGUCCGGUACUUUAGGAAGUCGCGUCCAGCGGUCCAUAACAUCCCUCGUGACUCACCGGAAGAAAUAGGGUGUUCUUUUGCGUUUUAACGAUCACGUUGCACGGUGCAUGGGCAUGCACGAAACUGUUGCGUUUUGGGUAAUUUUGUCCAGUGACUUGAGAUACAGUUUUGGUGUCGACUGUUAGGGAAGUUUGUAGUGGAUUGUUUUGUAAGGGAUGGAGAUGACAGUUUGAGUUGUGAUAGAUAAGAGUGAUGCUUGUUUUCAGAGGAUUAUACCUACUUUUUUUGGAUAAGUGAGAAAGAUAAUGAUCACAAGAUAUGUUCACCGCGUCACUUCUCCUCAAAGAAAGUACUUCUACGUCUUUGUCAACGUUGGUUGAGAAAGCGUUACGAAAGAAACCGCCCUUCCCCGAGUACGAGCUCCAGCUGAACGUCUCCCAGCUCAUCCUCCACCAAAGGACCAACCCUGAGAAACACCCAAGGCUCCUUCAACAAGACGAAGGCUUCGAAUCCGACAUAGACAGCCUGUCCAUCGUUUCCUCAGAUGACAGUUUCACCUCCGGCAAUGCCGCUGAAACCUGCGUCAAAACGCAAGAGACGGACAGCGCCAACGGCUCGGCCAGCUCUGAUUCCGACACUGACACACCCCCACUCCCCACCCCUCAAGAAGAAAGUUUCCACGACAACGAUAUUUACGUAAAAACGAAAAACGAAACCAAGACAGAGUUCACGAGAGAGAACUACAAUCUAGUCAACUGUAUAUGUUAUACCGAUGUAAAAUGUACUGAAAUUCUAGUGUUUGUCAUAGAAAGCAACGCCCUAGUGUUCAAAUUCGACAACAUCGCCUUUCUGCAGAAAUUCCAUACGAAAUUUGCCGCCUUGAAAGCGGUGAACAACCAGGUUGUCUACAACAAAAAUAACAAUACGAACAAAAACUUCAACCUGCUACAAAAAACCGACAGUAAUGGCGUUACACACAUAGAGAUAACAAGGGAACCUCCAAAAUCUGUCUACGUGGAGGAAGGGCCAAGCAGUAUAAUCAGCUUAAACACCCCCGAGGACAAUUUGAACAAGUUGAUCAAGAGUUCCGUCCAACACAUCAAAAGUUUGAACGAAUAUAACAGCACCAAUACCAUCAGCAGACGUUUCAAGCAAACCAAUUUCGAAGACUUGGAAAAGUCCAAGGAUAAAUCAGCUUCUGCUGAUGAUCUCCUAGACUUGAACGAAGCCGAAGACUCAGUCAUAGAAGUCAGGUCAAGAAAUCACCUACGAAAAGUGUGGAAUUCCAGUGAGAAUAUCCUGGGAACUCUUCCACAAAGGCCUGAGAGGAAAAAGAAAUCAAAACCGAAGGCACCACUACCACCAGAUGUUGAGAUAAAACAGGAUAUCCUGAGUGGCCAGUACGUGAAAGUCAGCGUCAAAAACGACAAAACUGAGCCUUCAAGAAUGAUAAUAAGGGGACAGGUGAAGGAACCACACCCUAAAAAGUUUCAAAACUACGGUAUCCCCCCGGUCAAACCAUCCAUAAACACCUUGGUCAAAAACAAGGCAGCGCAAAUCCUGAAGUACGCCCCGAAAAAAUUCGAAACCUCCACGCUCACCAGACACAAAACGCCACCACAAGACACGUGGACCAACUCGAUACCAAGGUUCUUCAAGCAGCCUAGGAGUAGAAGCGAGACCAGGGUGGCUCAGCCUAUGGCUUAUAGAUAUAUAGAUACAACGGUCAACUAUCCGGUUACUUACGUACCAGUAGCUACAGCCAAUGGUAGAGCUUUGAAAUCACACGAAAUCCCUUACAGCUUUGGCUCUUCUAGCUACAAAACGAACACUUUAGGACCUUCUGCGAAUAUUGGAAAUAGACUGUUUGGUCUUUCACCAAAAUUGAGGGAUUUCAACCCCCAACCUCAAGAUUCUAUAGACGGAAAAUGGAGGACAAGUGAUUCUCACAGGCAAAACGGAGAUGGUUAUUUGAAGAGUGUGAUAAAAAAAGACGAGACCAAGAGGAAAAAUGAGAAAAAAGUUACUUUCAGUGCGUACACUACAGUGCAAGUGGUGUGAAUUUAGUUUCAUCACUGUUGGUUUCGUUGUACUUAAAGUUUACUACCAUUACAUCCUGAAUUUUUGUUGCUUAUCGAUUUUGUAUUUAUAGAUUUUUUAUUCAAGGUUCAUAAGACUAAUCUUUAUCUAUUUGUUCUCUUUUUCGUCAUUAUAAGAAUCGGUAUUGUUUCUAGACAAUACUCGAUUUCCUUCAAGACUCUUAGAAUUUCACAUUUCACUCUCUGAAAUAUGAAUUUUGCUCAACAAAAAAAAAUCUAUUCAAAUAAAAAAAUCUCUGUUACGAAGAAUUUUCCAUUCAUUGUAUGUUGAUUCUGUACCAAAAAAUUAUGGAAAUCUCGAAAAAAAUUCAUGUAAAUAAGAAGUGUCACCUUAUUAUUAACAAAUAUAACAAGGAGCGAAUUGAUAAUAAUAACAUUUCCAUGUAUAUUCUUUUUUAUCUGUAUAUAUGUAUCAUUUUAUUCAGUUUGCGUUCAAUUCUAUUAAUAAAAAUGUGAUUGGAA